Zychaea mexicana is the source of this 1830-nucleotide messenger RNA. Its product is annotated as kinase-like domain-containing protein. Lineage: Eukaryota; Fungi; Mucoromycota; Mucoromycetes; Mucorales; Lichtheimiaceae. The transcript has 5 exons. Gene Ontology annotation, biological process: protein phosphorylation. The record is from RefSeq and is a predicted model, not a curated record. Gene Ontology annotation, molecular function: protein kinase activity; ATP binding. Bases 105 to 1727 code for a protein of 540 amino acids.
AAAAACGCGAUUUUCUUUUUAGUUUGAUCGAUUAUCUUUCUUGUUCUUCCUCUCUUUUUUUGUUAGCCAAGAAAAGAAGACAUCUAGCAGUCGUUGUUGUGGGAAUGCAUUAUCAUCCUCAAGCACUCUCAUCCACAUGUCAAAUCUAUGCCACUGGCAAAGUUUCCGUAGCGCGUCGAACAUCCGUAAACGAGUUACUCGCUGCAGCAGCAUCGUCAUCAUCCAGACCCUCAUUGCAUCCUCGAAGAGCAACGACAACAGCGGUUAUCACACCAAAAGAUCAUCGUCAGCAUCAUAAUAGCAGCAGCAACAACAACAAUAACAGUAGGCGGUUAUCAUUUACUUUAUCAUCACUCGUGCGACGAUUUGUAUACACAUCGAAAAAACAUCAUCGGCACCAACAAAAAGAUGGUGAUAACAGCUCAAUCUCUUAUUCAGCUGACCUGAAUGAUUAUGAAAAAUUACAUGUUCUCGGCGUAGGAGGUACUGCAACUGUAUACGCCUGUAAACACAAACCGACAAGAUCGACUGUAGCAGUGAAACAAAUUGAUCUGGAACUAUUGGACGUCUCGCACGAAUCAAAGCGACUGGAUGGUCUACGACGAGAGAUACAAAUCAUGAAGCUAUGUCGACAUGAACAUCUUUUACCAACAUUUCAGAGCUUUGUUAGCUCGUCCUAUCUGUAUAUCAUCAUGCCCAUGAUGUCGUCAGGUUCUUGUCGAGAUCUUUUGUCAAAUUUCUUUCCAGAAGGAUUGGAUGAACAUCUGGUUGCAUGCAUUAUGAAACAAGUUGUGAAGGGCUUGCAAUAUCUUCAUGAAAACGGGUUGCUCCAUCGAGACAUCAAAGCUGCUAAUCUCUUGUUGGAUUCUGGCACGGUUAGACUUGCCGAUUUUGGUGUGAGCAGCCACCUGUUAGCGAGUACUAGUAGCAAUAACAGCAAUUUUACUAUUGCUGCUACGUCAGAGCAGCAGCAAGGACAAACCUUACGACGGCGGAGGUCUUUUGUCGGUACACCAUGUUGGAUGGCGCCAGAAAUACUACAGCACCGCGAAUAUAACCAAAAGGUCGAUAUAUGGGCACUAGGCAUCACUACAUUUGAACUCGCUUCUGGUUGGCCACCACUCUGUGAACAUGAUGCGGCUACUAUAUUUUCUCAUGUCAUUCAUGACCCGCCUCCUAUUCUGGACGAGCCAAGUAGCUAUACCGAAGCUUGUCAUGGCUUUAUUGCAUCCUGUUUGAAGAAGCAUCCAGUCGAACGAAUUUCUGCAAACGAGGCCAGUUACCACCCCUUUCUCGUACAGGCGCCAGAUCGCGCAGUGUUGAGUCAAUUUCUACAACAACUUGAAUGGCCAGCACCUACGAGUAGUCCAUAUACAAACGACAAUGACGAUAAUAGCCCACAGCCGGGUAGUAGUAGCACGACUACCUUUUCUUCUUCCUUAAAAAAGGAUUAUCACCACCACACCGACGACAGACAUCACAAUCAUCAGCCCAGCAUAGAUUGGGAUUUUUCCGAAAGAUCAUCAGUUGGGCCAGCACAACCACCACCAUCAUCCGUCAUCACCACCACUUCUUGCUAUCCACCAUCCCUAUACGAUAACGAUUCCUUAUACGAUUAUGAAUCAACACCAGUCACCCCCGAGGAUGAAGUUGCUUCCUUCUCUAAACCACUUGUUCAUGAUCGCAUGCUUUUGCUAGACACUCCAUCUGAUUUCCAUAUUUUCUAACAUAGAGUAAUAGUACUGAUGUUCUUUUUUGUGUAAAUAUAUCCUCUCUUACUUGUUUCAAAAAAUAAAAUAUACAUAUAUUCUGAACUGUACGGAAGAAAAG